This is a messenger RNA of Parastagonospora nodorum SN15, 813 nucleotides long. RefSeq lists its product as hypothetical. The transcript is spliced from 2 exons. Lineage: Eukaryota; Fungi; Ascomycota; Dothideomycetes; Pleosporales; Phaeosphaeriaceae. The record is from RefSeq and is a predicted model, not a curated record. Bases 1 to 813 code for a protein of 270 amino acids.
AUGGCAACCCAAGCCCACUGCGCAUACUGCUUCGAGACGCUCGCCGCCAGCCUCGAAAAGCGCCCGCAACUCACGCUCCCCGAAGUCGAAGCCCUCUGGUCCAAAUACACCGAAGACCCCACCACCACCGACCCCUUGCAAUCCCCUCCCGCCACCGACUCCCUCUCCCCACCCGGCGCCAAACCAGCUGCCAUAUCCCGCCUGCUCGCGCCCUCGCCCUCAUCCAGUCUCUCCUCCACCCCCAGCGGCACAAGCAGCGCAACCAGCCUCUCGACCGCCACCGACGACUCCCCGCUCUUCGUGACAUGGAACACGGUGACCAAGAGCGGCGAGAAGCGUCUGCGCGGCUGCAUCGGCACAUUCGAAGCGCAGGAGCUGGGCGAGGGGUUGAAGAGUUAUGCGUUGACAUCUGCCUUUGACGACACCCGCUUUUCGCCCAUCACCGCCUCCGAACUCCCUUCCCUCCAGUGCGCCGUCACGCUCCUGACGAACUUCGAACCCGCAUCUACGCCCACCGACUGGGAGCUGGGUACGCACGGCAUACGCAUUAGUUUCGCGGACAAAGGGAGACGGUAUGGCGCCACGUAUUUGCCGGAUGUGGCGGUUGAGCAGGGCUGGGAUAAGGAGGAGACGCUGGUGAGUUUGAUGCGCAAGGCGGGGUGGAGGGGGAGGGGGGACGAUUGGAAGGCGCUGGAGCUUAAGGUUGUUAGGUACCAGGGGAGGAAGGUGGGGAUGGAGUAUGCGGAGUGGAGGGAGUGGAGGGGGUGGGUUGAGGAGGAGAUGCAUGAUGAGGAGGAGGAGGAUGAGGAAUGA